AUGAGGAUGCGUUGCAGUAUGUUGUGUGUGUUGCUAUGCGUGGUGGUUGCUACGCGGGUGUCGACGGUGGGUUGCCAUGGCGAUCCGGAGUUCGCGUUGCGUCUCUACUCGUCGCUACGGGCGACGGAGAACUCCACCAACGAGAGCGGGACUCUGGAUCUGAACUCGACCAAUCAGAGGCCGAGUAACGUGCUGAUGUCACCGGCCUCCAUCGGUCUGGGACUCCGCCUACUCGCGAUGGGAGCGCGAGGGAACACACUCACACAACUCCACACCGCUCUGCCGCCUGACUUCCUGCAGCAGGGCAUCAUGGGUAACUGGAGUGCCGGGGGGUCGGGGGCGGGGCUUCAUCUCUCCAGCGUGCUAUUGGUCCAGAGCGGCCUGCCCCUACGCUCAGACUUUACCCAGCAUGCACUGCAGUGGGCUAACAGCAGCCUGCUGCGCCUCGACUUCAGCAGCAGGUCCACCUCUCAGAGCCAAUCAGGCGGCCGAUCCACCAAUCAGAGCCAAGCAGGUGGGCGGUCAGCGAAUCAGAGUCAAGCAGCAGGACGUUCCACCAAUCACAGUCAAGCAGGCGGACAAUCUACCAAUCAGAGCCAAGGAGACAGGACAGCAGCCAAUGGCAGCCAAGCAGACCAUGAUGGCAGCGGUGCGGAGGCGCUGCGCUGGCUGCUUGAGGGUUCUGGUUCGAGCGGGGGGGCGGGACCUGUUGCCGUGGUGACGUCUCUGGUGUUCCGAGGGGCGUGGCUAAAGCCCUUCCUGUCGAGCGACACACACACUCUCCCCUUCACCCUCCCCGACGGAACACACACUAAAGUCGCCAUGAUGCACCAAACCACAGACGUCAACUUUGGUGUGUUUGCGCGGUGCAUGGUUCUAGAACUCCCCUACUCUGGCCACGCCCUCUCUCUGACGCUGCUGUUGCCUAGCGACCGGAACACGCCCCUGUCAGCAGUGGAGGCGGAGCUAACUCCUCAUACUCUGGAAUUGUGGGAUGGCAGCCUCCGACGGACCAAGAUGGACGUCUUCCUGCCACGUUUCCGGCUGCAGGCUCGUCUGGAUCUGCGUUCGCUCUUGAUGUCGAUGGGAAUCACUGACGCCUUCAACUCCAAUACAGCAAACCUGAAGGGAAUGACAGAUGUGGAGGGUCUCUAUGUGUCGGAGGUUCUGCAUCAGGCCAGUAUGGAGGUCACGGAAGACGGAACCAAAGCAGCAGCAUCCACCGCCAUGCUGCUCCUGAAGAGGUCUCGAGCUCCUGUCUUCAAAGCAGACCGACCCUUUAUAUUCCUACUGAGGCACAUAAACACAGGAUCCAUCUUGUUUAUGGGACGAGUCAUGAACCCCACAGAGACAUGA
Messenger RNA from Engraulis encrasicolus (European anchovy), 1356 nucleotides. It is a transcript of the gene serpine3, whose product is annotated as serpin peptidase inhibitor, clade E (nexin, plasminogen activator inhibitor type 1), member 3. Gene Ontology annotation, molecular function: serine-type endopeptidase inhibitor activity. The coding region runs from base 1 to 1356 and encodes 451 amino acids. The transcript is spliced from 9 exons. The record is from RefSeq and is a predicted model, not a curated record. NCBI's taxonomy places the organism in Eukaryota, Metazoa, Chordata, Actinopteri, Clupeiformes, Engraulidae.